GUAUAAAUUAGUUAACACCCGAUAAUGUUAUUGAUGAACCGCAAUAAUAGACCACAAUAGAUUCAGAAUACAGUUGCCUAUUUUGGAAGCUUCAAGAUUGAUCUUAACCCAGUCCAUAUAAAGUUAUCUUAAAAUGUUACUCUCUACUAUCUUAUUGCUACUUAAUUUUUCAUUCAUCAGCACAUUUUCUCUUGUGGACCUAAAACCCGAAAUCGACAAAGACACCAACCUUUUAAUUUAUGCAAAGCUAAGAGAUCCGGAAACCGGAAAGGUCUGGAACAUGGAAGAAAAAAUAUCAUCUAAUGACACACUCAAGGGUAAAAUUGAUAUAACAUCAUCAGAUGGUCAAAUGAGUGUCUUUUAUUCAUUUGGUACAUAUGAUAACAACAAGCGUCUAGUGAUGUAUGACAACCAAUGUUAUGAAUAUAUUCACGGAUCCGAUUGGAAAACAUAUCUGCCUGGAGUAACCUCUAAAUUCAUCAAUCAAAUACUUCUCAUUGGACCUUCUGUAUUCUACCGACUUUCUGGUCUACACUGGUUGGCUGGCCAAGAUGCAGUUAUUAGAGGAAUCAAAAUGCACAGUGCAACAGCCGACUUAGCUCGAGUUAAUGAAAUAACUUUCUAUUACAAAACUCAACUGGAUCCAAGCUCUGGUGUUAAACAACCAAGCAGAAUCUUAUUGGCUAUACCAAACGAUAAAAAGGAAAUUGAGUCGUUUAUUUUGGAUCUUUACUUUAUCUCGCAAACAACUCGUCAAUUAGGUGAAUUAAUUCAACCUACACCAGGAAUAGGAUGUCCGAAUUACAUGAAUAAAAAAGGCAUAGAAUUUCCGUUACCGAGUGAUUCCAGUUUCCACCUUAUUUUUGAGGAAACUAUCAAUGAAUCAAAAAGGUUCUUGAAGGAGAUUCAUGUUGAUGAAACUAUCGAAACGUUACGAUCAUCAGAAAUAGCCAAUGGAUCAACACAUAAUUAUGUUUAUGAUUAUAAUCUUGGAGUCAGUUAUCAUUCGGAGCCGUUUAACAAAUCAAGUUCAUGCUCAAUUCGCCCAAUAGAGUUAACAGACCCUGGAAUUGGUGCAGAUGGAAAAUUUUCAGUUUCAGAACUGCUUUGGUUAAAAGGCUCAUACGAAUAUCUUGGAGAUGUUUAUUAUGAACAUCGAUCAAACUUCAAAACUUCAGUGUGGGAAUCAGUGGAUUACAAUAAAGCAUUACCCAGUGGUAAAUAUGAUAAAGUUGUGACAACUCAAUAUCUUGCUAAAGUUAUUAUCGAUAAUGAAUCUGUUGGCUACAAUACCGUUGGUGCCACUCGCAAUGCAUACAAGAAAGACCCUUCCGGAAAAUUUAUCUUGGUUGAUUCAAUUCGAAGAAAUUUUUACGAUUUUGGCACCGACCUGGACGAAUCUGCCUAUCAUGAAGCAUUUCAAAUUAGUGACUGUUUUCCUAAUGCAGAUCAAAGAUUAACUUUAACAUUUGUAUUGACAUGUGAAGAGGCCAAUUUGGACAUCGAGAGUUGCGUCAAGGCUUCAGAAGACAUGGUUUAUGAAUUGAGACAAUAUUUGGCCGACAAAAUUGUUAAAACUUACCAGAUUUCAUUUUUAAGAAUUGCUGAUAUUGUAUUUGUUUUCACUAAAGACUCAAUCAAAGCAGAUGUAACCUUUUUAGACGUCCCAUCCUUAAAAGAUUCUUUUAAAUAUACACUUCGUAAAAUAGACAUGAAAUCUAUCAAAAGCUCGACAACAACAGAUACAGCUGAAAAUGGUGAGGAGUGUCUCAAAUAUCAUUCAAGUAGCUAUCAAAGUCCACGGAUUUUGGUAUAUUGUGAAAGUAGUAAAGUAUGUAUAAGGACGGAAGAAGUAAAAACAGACUCAGAUGGUAUUCUUUGUAGAGUCUAUGAAUUCCCAAUGAAAAAUCUCUAUCGAUUUGGAAGUGAUGUUUCUCUCAAAAAUUUACACGACUCUGUCAUCAGUAGCCUUAGCCAUAGGAGUUUCAGCAUUCGACGAAAAUCUGCUUCUAGCCGAGGAAAUUUAUCUUAUAAAAUUGUCGAUAUCAUUGAAACAAAUGAAGCCAAAGACGAACAAAGCAAAAGGUUAUUCAAUGAAAUUCAAUCUUCUAAAAAGUUGACUGAAAUGGAUGGCCUGUAUGCUGUUUCGAUUCCUGAAGUUGCUAGUUUCAGUGAUUGUUAUCGUUCUUGUGCUGGAUCCGAGGUUAUUCCGUGUGAAAUAUUUACAUUCUGUCAAAAUGGAAAUGAAAAACAAUGUACUGUAACCAACAUGACAGAUUCACAAAUAGCCAGCUAUUUAACAACAGAUGAAAAUUGCAAAACCUUUGCAAAAAGUCAUUUAUCUGAUUAUUCAAUCAAACGUAAUAGGAAAUUCAAGAAAAAGACAACAACUUCGUUUGACUUUGAUCUAGAAAGAUGUGCCACCAACUGUUUUAAUUCAGAAGAUUGUCUCUCAUUCGAAUACUCUCAUGGCCAAUGUUCAUUUGGUGGCUAUUUUUCAGAAGAAACCACCCAGUACGCUUCCGAUUCAGAUAUUUAUACUCCCAAAGCAUCCAGAAAAUACGAAUUAACUGGAUCAAUGGUCGUUUAUGAAGUUUUGAAUACGGAACUGGAAUUAGAUAUUGAUCAAUGUGCAGCUCUUUGUGAUGAUUGGGAAUCGACUGGGGGUCAAGCGUGUAAAUCUUUCAAUUUCUGCCCUAAAGGAAUCAAAAAAAGUGCUUGCGAAUUAACUGCAUACUCGGUUAAAAAUCAGCAAACUCUGACCAACAAAUCAGAUAUUUGUCAUAACUAUGAAAUUAAAGUGCAACAUUUGCAUGAGGAAGAUUCAAAACAUCCCGAAAGUCUUGAAUUUAAAGCUGCAGGUGUAAAUUUUAAUGAGAGUUUUGGCUACGCAUUUUUAUUAACAAUCGUUGGUUUAUUCGUUGGAUUCUCUAUUCCAUGCUUAGUGAUCAAAGUUAAAUCUUCAAUGCGUAAUGGCUCUUCAAGAUGGACUAAACAAGUCGAAAUGGUUAACUGUGAUGAUAUUACCUUCUAAUUUAUUAUUUCCUUGACAAUCACUUAGAGUGUUUUUCAUUAAAAAUUUUUCUAAUGCAUAUUAAAUAUUUGUGUUUCA
Tetranychus urticae (two-spotted spider mite) is the source of this 3112-nucleotide messenger RNA. The record is from RefSeq and is a predicted model, not a curated record. NCBI's taxonomy places the organism in Eukaryota, Metazoa, Arthropoda, Arachnida, Trombidiformes, Tetranychidae.